Plasmodium cynomolgi strain B is the source of this 4377-nucleotide messenger RNA. Its product is annotated as kinesin. NCBI's taxonomy places the organism in Eukaryota, Apicomplexa, Aconoidasida, Haemosporida, Plasmodiidae. Bases 1 to 3894 code for a protein of 1297 amino acids. Gene Ontology annotation, biological process: mitotic spindle organization; microtubule-based movement. The record is from RefSeq and is a predicted model, not a curated record. The transcript is spliced from 6 exons. Gene Ontology annotation, molecular function: microtubule motor activity; microtubule binding; ATP binding.
AUGAAUAACCAUGAACAUGGGAAGAGAACCGAUUCUAUGGAGGAAUACGAAUGGGUUCAGGCAGAAACCGGAGAAACGAGUAACACAACGAAAAAUGUAUGCUUUGCUUCCGCUUCGAAGGAGGCACAGGAGGACGUGUGCAUAUCUAAUCGAACGACGGAAAAUGAGAACGAUAAGGAGGAACUAGCGGGUGGGUACUUUUCUUCAUCGGAUGGGUCCGCAAGGGAGUGUUACGGGGGGGUAGAUGAAAGGGGUGCCGACCCUGUCGCGUGCGGUCCUAACACGCAGCACAGCCCCGCCGUGUCACACAAGCUAGUCGCUCCCCACUUGGACAGCUGCUCCGAUCCCACCCUUGACAGACCCCCCCACGGGGAACAAAAAAACAGUGGAGUGGUCAAAAUAUGCAUCAGCAGCGUAGGCGGAAUGGGUGGAGAGUCCUUCCCGAAUGGCCCCGAGGGGGAGGGCUCCCCGCAGUGCUACGACGAGAGGAUGCUGUCCCCGGUUUAUAAGGGCGAGGGGAACCACGCCGCGAAGGGGGGCGAGAAGGAUAUCACUAAGGGAGGCGCAAAGGGAAGCGAGAAGGGAAGCGAAAAGGAAAGCGAAAAGGACAUCACUAAGGACAUCGCUAAGGACAUCGCUAAGGGCAUCGCUAAAGACGCCGCUAACCAACACACAACGGAAUGCUCAGCGAACGACGCAAAAAUGAACGCAGUCAACGAACUGAUGCGAAACAUAAGACAGUUCAACCACUCCAUGCAAUCCAUAUCUUCCACCAGUGAUACACUCUUCCAACAGAACCUGUCCAAAAUGUAUUCAGAGCUUGCAUCUACUAAAAAUUUAGAAUCGCUCAGUGGGUUCUAUGAAGAGGUUCCCCUAAGCGGAGCUACAGUGAAGGAGGGACAGCAGAAAAAUACGCAUGACUCACCAGUAGGGAAAGAAGCAGACAGUGUCGUUAACACAUACACGAGCACUUGCAACGAUUGGAAGAGGCAAACUAACUGCGCUGACGAGAGGGGACCAUAUACACUGAACGAGAUGGAAGGGGAGGGAAAAGAACAAGCUGACAGGGACCUGCAGGGGAAGAAAUACUCGAUGAGUGAGAUUAGUCCCCUACACUUGACAAAGAAGGACUCGAAUGGCAUUUCGUCGAAUCAGUGGGAACAAAUGAAGAGGAGCUUCUGCGACAUUGAGAAUAAUUUGAUGCAUCUGAGCAGGGCCAGCAUGGGUUCUACUGUGGUAGGUUCUGAGCUGAUGGGCACCGCCGCAAUGGGUUCUACUGUGGUGGGUUCUGAGCUGAUGGGUACCGCUGCAAUGGGUUCUACUGUGGUGGGUUCUGAGCUGAUCGGCACCGCGGCAAUGGGUUCUACUGUGGUGGGUUCUGAGCUGAUCGGCACCGCCACAAUGGGCUCUACUGUGGCGGGUUCUGCGCUGAUGAACACUGUCGGGUUCGAGGCGGAUGAAGCGUACAUCGGAGGAGCCAGCUCCCCCUCCACCCCUAACCUCUCGUACGCGACGCUCGACAUGGAAAAGUGGCACUCCUCAGGCGAGUUCUUUCCCACCAUGGACUACACUGUUGUUCACUCGAGGCAUAUUAACUUGGACGUCACCGGCUCAGCAAAACUGACCAAGCUGAACCUCGGGAAAGCCAACAAUCUGCAGAGUAAUGUAUUCUCGAAGGAGGAGGAAGCCAUGAGUGGGAAGACACCACCCCGAGGGGAAGGAGCCAAAGUGGAGAGCGCAAAAGUGGAGAACUCCAAAAUGGAGAACUCCAAAAUGGAGAGCACCAAAAUGGAGAGCGCCAAAAUGGAGUGUGGGAAAGGCCCGAACACGAUGCCCAAAAUGAAGUCGCCCAGAAACGUGGCGAGGGGCACAUCAAACAAAACCAUAAUCAGUGCACCAAAAAAUGUAAAGGUAAAAAGUAAAGCGACAAACGAGACGACGAAGACACCAAAGAUGAUGAAGCGGAACAGCGAUGGGUGCAGCAGUGCUGGUGGGGUCAAACCAGAAGGAAAAGCCAGCGCAUCUCCCACCUCUGCAGUUAUUAGUACCAGCACUUCCUCAGUGACGUCUGCAAACCAAGGGACGGGUUCCAACGUACCUCACCCGAACGGUGGGUCCCCAACACACCAAAGCAUCCCCACAUGUGCAAGACAGACCAAUAAAAAUGAGAAAGGUGGUUCUACAGAAAAGGAUGUAACAUAUAACAUGAACGUGGUUAUUAGAUGCAGACCAAUGAGUGCUAGCGAAAAAAACGAAGGAGCAAAAAAUGUAAUAAAAAUUUUGGACAAUAAAAUGAUAGUGCUUCUAGAUCCUUCAGAUAACUCAGAUAAUGUAUUGAGACAAAAUAGAAGUCGAGAAAAAAAGUACGUCUUCGAUUACGUCUUUGAUGAGACUAGCUCCCAAGAGGAUGUAUACAAGAACAGCGUUAAAUGUUUAAUAGAUGCAGUGAUUGGAGGGUAUAACUCCACAGUUUUUGCUUAUGGAGCUACAGGUGCAGGAAAAACACACACAAUUAUAGGACACAAAAAUGAGCCCGGAAUCAUGAACAUGAUUUUGAGAGACUUAUUUGACAGAAUCAAAAAAAUGGAAGUAAUGAAUGAAUACAAAGUGAAGUGUUCCUUUAUUGAGAUUUACAAUGAGAAUAUAUGUGAUCUACUGAACCCGUCAGAUGAGUACCUAGAUGUGAGAGAAGAUCCCAUUAAAGGAGUUACCGUGUCUAACAUUUUCGAGGUCUGUACUACAUCUGUCGAGGAAAUUAUGGAACUAAUACAUACGGGGAACAAAAAUAGAACCCAAGAACCCACAGAUGCAAACAAAACAAGCUCUAGAAGCCAUGGAGUACUACAAGUAAUCGUAGAAGAAACAGAAAAGGGACAAGGAAUCUACCAACAAACCAAGAGGGGAAAACUAUGUGUUAUUGAUUUAGCAGGAAGUGAAAGAGCUAGCCAAACAAACAACAAAGGAAUGAGACUCUUAGAAGGAGCCAAUAUAAACAGAUCACUCCUAGCCUUAGGGAAUGUAAUAAAUGCUCUAGUGUCCAGAAGCAAAGGAACAAGCAAAUCCAAUUUUAUCCCCUUUAGGGACAGUAAGCUCACUCGGUUACUAAAGGACUCUCUAGGAGGGAACUGCAAAACGGUGAUGAUUGCAAAUGUGAGUCCAUCCCAUCUUUCCUACGAAGACACACAUAACACUCUGAAGUAUGCCAAUCGAGCGAAGAACAUAAAAAAUGUUGUCACAUCUAACGUAGUGGUGGUGAAGCAGCACCUUACCAUGUACAUUGAUGUGAUCGAGAAGCUGAAAAGCGAAAUUGAAUUUUUAAAGGAACAGCUACAUGAGAAGGGGAAGAUGAACGACUACUUGAGUUCCACAUCUACCAACUUCGACUACUACGACCAGCUGAAAGAGUACGAGCGCAACUGCUCCAGGGAAGAGCUCCUAAACAUAAUCUCUGCGUUGAAGCGCGAGAACCAGCGCCUGCGCAUGGGCGAGGGGGUGGACAUGGCAGACGUGGAGGGCGCGGCAGACGUGGAGAACGCGGCAGGCGUGGGGGGUGCGGCAGAUGUGGGGGGUGCUACCCUCGUGGGUGAUGCGAACGACGCUGUCGGGGCCGACGGACAGCUGCACGCGCAGCACGAUGAAGAAAUAGCCAAGCAUCAACAAGAGCUGAGUGACUUGAGAGCAGUCAAUGAGAAACUAUUCGUCGACAACAAGAAGUUUCACGAAAAGCUGCAAGAAUACAUGCAAGUCUCGCAGAAUCUACGGGUUCUAAAUGAAGAGUAUAAGCGCCAGAUUGACGGGUUCAAGGCCAUGAUGCAUACUAAUGAUGCCAACCAUGUCCUGAUCAAGAAGAAGCUCGACGACCUGCGCAAGAAAUACGAGCAGCUCAAGGUUUAGAUGGAGGCUCAUUUUGUUGGGGGCGUUUCUCGCCGCUGCUCGGUGUUGCUCUUUGGAGGUGCCUCGCCGCUGCUCGGUGUUGCCCAGUGUUGCUCGGUGUUGGAUGAGAGGAAAAAAAUAAAGUCAGUUAUCCUAAGUGUCGAGAGGAGACUCAUCACGAACAAGGAAGUUGGGGCGGAUGCCUUUUCCGAGGCAGACCUCCGCGGGUUGUACCAGAAGAAAAGCAAAAUGGACGAGGAACUGCAGAGGAACAUCCUGCAGACGAACGAGUUGCUAAAGGAGCUGCCCCUCCAGAUAAGGGACGAAAAGACGAAAAACUUCUUGUUCCUAUUUUACACGAACAAGGUGCUGCUGCAGGAGAAGGAGGAGCUACAGGAAUUCUUCGAGCUCUCUUCAACCAUCAUUAGCCAAAAGGAGAAACAAAUUAGCAGCCUGAAGGACCAGUUAAAAAUGACUGACGCGUGCGCCCUGUUAAAGAUGUGA